Mustela erminea (ermine) is the source of this 4254-nucleotide messenger RNA. RefSeq names its product RAP2A, member of RAS oncogene family (gene RAP2A). Gene Ontology annotation, biological process: negative regulation of cell migration; Rap protein signal transduction. Gene Ontology annotation, cellular component: plasma membrane. Gene Ontology annotation, molecular function: GTPase activity; GDP binding; GTP binding. Lineage: Eukaryota; Metazoa; Chordata; Mammalia; Carnivora; Mustelidae. The record is from RefSeq and is a predicted model, not a curated record. The transcript is spliced from 2 exons. Bases 31 to 582 code for a protein of 183 amino acids.
GGCGGCGGCGGCGGCGGCCGCGGAGGGACGAUGCGCGAGUACAAAGUGGUGGUGCUGGGCUCGGGCGGGGUCGGCAAAUCCGCCCUGACCGUGCAGUUCGUGACCGGCACCUUCAUCGAGAAAUACGACCCCACCAUCGAGGACUUCUACCGCAAAGAGAUCGAGGUGGACUCGUCGCCGUCGGUGCUGGAGAUCCUGGACACGGCGGGCACCGAGCAGUUCGCGUCCAUGCGGGACCUGUACAUCAAGAACGGCCAGGGCUUCAUCCUGGUCUAUAGCCUCGUCAACCAGCAGAGCUUCCAGGACAUCAAGCCCAUGCGGGACCAGAUCAUCCGAGUGAAGCGGUAUGAGAAAGUGCCAGUCAUCUUAGUGGGGAACAAGGUGGACCUGGAAAGUGAGAGAGAAGUGUCAUCUAAUGAAGGCAGAGCCCUCGCGGAAGAGUGGGGCUGCCCCUUUAUGGAGACUUCCGCCAAGAGCAAAACAAUGGUCGAUGAACUCUUCGCAGAAAUCGUGAGGCAGAUGAACUAUGCGGCACAGCCCGACAAAGACGACCCGUGCUGUUCUGCAUGUAACAUACAAUAGCAUUCGAACACGGCUGUCCUGGACAGGACACACAGGUGACAUUGCCACCACAGGUGACACACACCUCGUCUGCCUGACUGCGGAGCACGCAGGAUGUGUGGUGUGAAUCCACAGUGAAACAGCCCCCCCCAUUCAGCAUCGAGCAGUGGUUGUCAGUUGAUAUCUCUGAGUAACAUUUGGGUUCAGGAACUCCGGUCUUCACCACGGUCCUCCGUCUCCUGUGUGCACCUGCAACUUUAAGGCAUAGCCGAUCGAUCUACAGGGUGAUUGCCUCCAGAAGCCGUGAUGGCAUUGUCGCUGGGUUGACAGAAGCAACUAUUGUAUAAAUUAAAAGUAACCAUGAGAGAGAAACCGUAAGAAUCCCUAUGACCGCUUACAGUUAAAAUAUUUUGUCUUCUUAAAAAAAAAAAAUUAAGUAAAGGAGAAAUAUUUUCCUAGGAGAGUACUGAAUUUCAGGACUGGAGAUAGUGCUUCUAACCAAUGUAUCCCGUCAAGUAAGUUAACAACAGCUGGCCUGCCGACAGCAUUACAGGGAGUGAAUCUUCCCUCAGCUGACAUACUCCCGUUUCUCAAAAUUGAUGCUUAAUUGUAGAUGUUAUCCUAAUUUGUGACGCAGAACUAACCCGCGCAUCAGUCCUUGACAGAGCAGAAGUCAGAACAGGUCGUGUAGAAGAACAGAGUCUGGCUUUAGAAUGUGUAAAAACCACCUGCUUGGCCGCAGAAGAUGGAGGCUCUCAAGAGGGUUUGAUCCCCAUUAAAACCCCGAGCCCACCCUCUGUUCCUGAAGCAGGGGUGGUCUUAAUCACUUUACUGAACAAGAAGGAAGCAACUGUCACGGGAAGAUUGCCUAGCCUUACUCGCAAGAUGUGUUCUGGUCGAUGAACUAGUACCAUCGCGUAAGGAAAAUGAAGCCAUGUUGCAUCCACACGUUCCCAUUUGCGGAAACCUCACAGGACAGUACAAAUAUCUUGCAUUUUUACAUUCGUCAAAGCAGCAAACUCCUUCUUGCCUUUAAGGGCUAUGGUUGUGGUGUGAUUCUUGGCUAACCUGCUUUCAAAAUCAAGUUUCCUGUAGCAGAGCUUUACUGCAGGCACCGAAAAAUUGAAUAACCAUGGGAAAUAAUUUGGGUUUAAAAGUAGAACGUAAAUUAUAGGGUGGAAGGCAAGGGACCAAAAAAAAAAAAAAAUCCCAUAAAAAAACCUUUUAUCUUUAAUUUUUCUGGGGAAUUAUAUAAAGAUUUUCUUAUAACAAUUUUGCCCUGAUUACUGAAGUGGCCAAUAAAGCUAGAGUAAGUAUUUUGUUUUGAAAAGGUGCUCCGAGCUCUGGCACUUUUGGUUUUCAUAGCCCUGAAGUAGUUAUCAUUUGCAUGACUAAUGGCAUAGGAAAAACCUAUUCCUAAGUUUUUACAAUCAAGCAUAGAAGGGUUUUCAACCAAUUUCAGAGUUGUAAAUGCUGAAGAGCGUACCUUGAGCUUAAUCCUCUGGAGAGAAAUUUGGCCUUCGGAACUGCACUGUCACUGAGCCUGCGAUCCCCGUACUUGCCUCACGUUCUGUUGGCUUCACACACUUGUGCAAGUAACCUCUGGUCUUAUGUGUGUACCUGAGCGAAGAGUGUGUGUUUGUGUGUGCAUGUGUGUUUAUUGUUCCUAAGAAUUUGGCACAAGUCAGAGAUAAUUGCCUAUACUCAGACUCCGUACUGCAGGAUAUAGUGUAUCACAAGCAUUUUUUUUUCCUUUUAAAUUAUUUGUGUAGGGUUUUUUUGUUUUGUUUUGUUUUUGUUUUUUACACAUUAUGGAAAUCAUUGCUGGCCCCCAAGUGUUUGGUAAACUGGCAUUGAGUUUAGAAGAUAACAGAAAGGUAGAUAGUACUUUUCACAGAUGAGAAAACAGAUUCGUGGAUACAACCAGGCCGUGAUCGUGAAAGAUGCUUUGAAUUGUGAAUAUUUGCAUUCUUCAGUGUAGUGUUUUCUUACAACCCCCAACGGGGGAGCACCUCGUUUACAGGACAGAAAGUUCCAACCUGUUUUCUUGGAACCAAGCUCUGUAUGUCACAGUUGAUUCAACUCAAAACAUUUAGAGAAAUCCGAGAUUCAAGAAGUAUGAUUUGUCCACAGAAAUAGAAAUAUUUGCUAGUGAAUCGGCUGAGAUUUGAAGCCUCUAACUUCUCAGAAUGAUUUUUUUUUUUUUAGAAUUCCAUAUUUAACAGCAAUUUAUGACAACUAAGAUUAAGUAUUAAAAACAUCUAAAGGACUACAGUUUUACAUUACGGAUUGCUAUGCAGACAAGAAAAAGAAGUUGAUACGAAAAGAAUGUCAAAAACUUAAAGUGGAAAAGAUUAUCUAACCCUUCGGAUUUUCGUUCGGAAGUGUUUGUGUCAGACAAGAAGGCGGGCUUUUACUGUAUAGACGUUGCAAAGAACCAGUCUGGCUGCCUGAUCAGUGUUUCUACACAGCCCUCCGCGCUUAGUGACAGAGCCUCAAAGAUCCCCAGAAACAUGGGAACCCUCUUGUGCUCUUCCUGUUGGUGUUUCAUCGGGUAGGAAUAUAACUGGGUUUGAAGGAAUGUGUUUGUGGAGAUGUUACUAACAAGCUGAAGAACAGGAGGGUCAAGUGACAUGACGUCACAGUGGCUACAGAGAAAAGUCGGUGACCUUGUGUCGCUGUUGGUUUUAUGCCCUGAUCAGACGAGCAACUAGUUACGUGAACGUUUUCUAACAUGCCUUAAAAAAUGUUAUGGUUUGAUCCAAAGACCCACUUUUUCUUUAGCUGUUUGUGAUAAGCUUUUCUUCUGUUUUCAUUUUGUCUUGUUUCACUUCCGACAAAGGCAGCGUUUUUUAGAAGGUUUUUUUUUUCUUUUAUGAUGCAUCUUUUUUUUUUUGGGUGGGGGGGUGUUUUUAAGCUGUGAUAGUGAUGGUAACUGAUGCCUUUUCCUUUCGUUCCAUUUACACCAAACAAGCCAGCAUUGAUCAAAAGCAUUACAUAAAAUCUUAAACUAUUGAAAGGUGCUUCGAUGAUUUUCUCCUUUGGUUUGUAGAGUUAGAACUGAACUUUUGACUAAGCAUUUAGGAGUUGCCAUCACUUUUCUGUGGUAAAACUACUGAUACUUGCUUUUCUUUAUAAGGAAAUGUUGCCUAAGGAUGUCUGCCGUUUGUUUUCAGGAGUUUUCCAGUGGGAAUGUUGUCAGCGUAUGUCUGAAUGUGAAAAGUGCAUAUUGUUUGUUGCUGUUGGUUUUCUUGUCGGUUUGUUCUGUUUUUUAGUUGUUCUCACUAGUCUUGUGUUCGCACUGUUAAGCUUUACUUGUCUCCUUUGCCAAUCAAAUGUUAAAGACUGUGGGGGUCUUUUUCUUUCUUUCUUUCUUCCUUUUUAAAUUAACGUGUCAUUGUGCAUCUAUUAAAUCUUGAUCAGGGUUUCAAGAAUGACUGCAGUGGGUUUUGGAGACAGACUUAUCAUUAUUGAUUUGGGGUUUCCCAGAGAUAUAGUUCACAGUUAAUUGCUGAGCUCUAAUACAACUGACCAUUUAAAAUUGAACAACAGUUUAUUGUUUUGUAACAAUGUCAGUUGUUAAACCUUGACAUUUCGAUUAAAACAUGAAUUGUAGUUAUAACUCAAUGCAAAUUCAACAGUUGUAUUUGGAGUUAAAUUAUUUUAACAAAUAAAUUUAUUUAAUGAAACUUC